Messenger RNA from Ceratina calcarata, 3151 nucleotides. RefSeq lists its product as uncharacterized. NCBI's taxonomy places the organism in Eukaryota, Metazoa, Arthropoda, Insecta, Hymenoptera, Apidae. Bases 385 to 2580 code for a protein of 731 amino acids. The record is from RefSeq and is a predicted model, not a curated record. The transcript is spliced from 4 exons.
UGCCGUCGCGUGAACUUUCCAAUCCCUUGACCACUGUUUUGAUUUCGAUUUCUCGCGCUGUUCUUGUGAAGUUUUUAUUUCCAACAACGCGCAAAACACUUGAAUUGUUCUUUCAAAUAUAUAGUUCUACACACUUAUACUUACUUAUAUACGUAUGGACUAUGUGAUGUGCUUACAUACAUAUUUCAUACGUCAAGAGUUGAUAGGGCGCGAAACAUGUGUCACCGCAGUUAAGAACAAAUUAUCUCUAGCACGUAUUUGAAAACAUAAGUCAAAGGACUGCCAUUCGCGUGACUCGAUGAACGAUCCAGAACUGAAGAAACGAUCCUCGUGGAAGACGAUGAAGGACACGUGGUUCCCGCGGGACGAGACGUAACGGUUGUUAUGUCCGAGUGCUUGGGGUUCACCACAUCUAUGACAGGAUCGACAAAUUCGGGGCCUCUGCAGCCCCAUAACGAUUCUUUACCGCUAUCUCUACGAUCCGCGCCUUUUGACCUCUACCCGACAUCGGAAAGCCCCGUGUUGAAAGGUCAUCGUCAGGGAUCCUCUAGAAAGAUGACACUGACCUCAGCGAAUGGGCAACCUAUACAACUCACUCCCCUCUGGGAACAUGUGGUGCGCACUCGGAAAUUUCCGAGCGAGGUGGAUAGUCGGUUAACAUUCUUGGAGAUAUCUGAAAGAUUGCGCGAUCCGGAAUGGGAAGUGCGUCAGCACGCUCUGCGUGUGCUGAUAGACGUGUUACCGACUUUGAAUGCUGACACCAUUGACAAAAUCAUGCAACCAGUGAUAUCAGAACUGGUAAAUAAUUUGGGCCAUCCUGCACCUGCUGUUCGGAAGGGUGUCUUAGACGCUUUCCGAGUGCUUCUCAUUCAUAGCCGCAAUAGAGAAAACAUCAUAAAAGACAUUCUUCGAGAUGGCUUAAAUCGUUCGGAAGUGCGAGACUCCUUUCAGACCAACGUGACCACCGGUGUCAUUUUGAGUGUGCCAUCGCUCCUGUUUCCAUCGUCCAAUAGCCCAUCGCCAAAUCCUCAGCUAGUCAAAGACGCGACCAUAGCUCUGGCCUCUCGUUUAGCUCAGGUACCCCAUCAGGAAGCCGUGCUGAAGUCGCUGAUGAAGAUUCGAGAUGCUGUUGGCGUAGAGGAGUUCGAAAAAUACCUGGAAGAGUAUGACAAUAAGCUGAAGAGGAACAUCGAGAUCCUGUCUAAGAUUUACAACGUGAAAUCCAGUGGUAAAACUCAUACAAGGAGCUCGGAUACUAAGGGCGUGGAAAGAACUAGUAAAAAAGAGUCGGACAAUAAAUGGGAAAGCGAUAGCGAUACUUCCGGCAUCGUUGAAGAAGAGGACGAGGUGAACAAUGCAACUAUGCCCGCGGCUAGGGUGGUUUUGGAGACGGAGAUUAAGUUUAACGAAGAGACGGCAAUCACUAUGACCAUCCUCGAGGAGAAAGAAGAUAGUGAACAGGAACGAGAAGAAAAAGAAAGUGAAGGCAAUGUGAAAGACGAAACCGAUGAUCCUGAGAGGAGGAAGACACCUAGGAGAGUUCACUUCGGGGGUGAAAUAGUUAAGCUAAGGACUCCGGACAGCGAUGAUACUGAAUCUCUGGAAACAGCUCCUAAGACCAGAAUCCCGUUGCCUGUUUCGCCUGCUACUAAAAUGCCUAACACCCGACCAAGGCCUUCUUCUCAGCCUUGUAGUCCGAACAAGAAGCCUGGGAAGUUUCGAAGGGCCAGAUCCGUUUCCAAUAGUCCUAAGAGAGAGAUAUACACUCAUAACGCGGAAUUAAGCCCGAAAAAAAGUAUAUUGACGAGGACUGGUAGUCCGCAGCUGGCUAGCAAGACUGAUGAGCAAUCUAAGAAAAAGAAAACCGAGAAACAAGAGGAAAAGGAUAAUAAAGAGGCUAUGAAGGACGAUAAAAAUGUGAAAAUUAUUAAAAUUGACGAAACGAUAAGGGAAGCUCGGAAAGAAGAAAUCAAGUUAGUUCAAAGUGGUCGAAGUAUCGAUACUUUCGUUUCGAACGUUGACGAUGGAUCCAAGAGUUUAGAAAAUGCAGACUUAUUGAAGAAUGAAAAGCAGGACAUACCCCGAAUUGGCUCGGCAAAAGCCAAUAACUACAUGGUUCAAAUAAAAACGGAGGAACAUAAAAUUACGGAGAGUGACCCGGGGAAAAAUGCAGAAGAAAGACGGAAAUUGUUUAAAGGUGAUCGAAAACUCGACGCUUUCUUCGGUUCUACUGUGAGGAACGACGACGCAGAUCAAAUUUCUGCGUUCGUAAACGAAAACGUGCACGAGAAUGAAAUUGUACAAAAAGAUCCAUCGAAGUUAAGUGCAACGGGCAAGUUGAGAAAUUAUAAUAGUGAUGGUUGUGAGUCGUUGAAAAACGUCGACAGCGAACGUUCGUUCAUAAGUGACUGUGAUAAAAGGAACACAGUUGAAAUCGAAAAAAAUGGGAGCGCUGAUGGCGAGAUGGAAUGUAUGCCGACGGAACCCAAUUGGGAGGAAUUGGGUCUUGUCGACCGGGAAGUAUUGGAGGAUUUACACAACAAAGUAAGUUUGUCGUUAAUAUAUUUUAAUUCUUUAUAAAUGUUUGAUACAUUGCCUGAAUCAGACGUACAAAACAGGAAAUUACGUUUGAACUUCCUAGAAAUUGAUUCAGGUCGAAAUCUUGACUCUCAUAGAGGCCACUUAAACUAAUCGAUGUCGAACAAGAAAGGCACUCAGCGUUAGUUUAUUGCUCAUUUACGUAGCUUUCAACGUUAAUAGAUUCUAUUCUGAAUUUUUCAUCGAUUCAUGUAUCGUGUGUACAUGUACAGUUUUCGUUUGUAACGCUAAGCUGAGUAAAGAUUCCGAGAAGAAAAGUGAAAAGAGACGGAACGUCGAGAGGUCGAUACACGCACGGGUGAUUCUAAUUGAUGGAGUUUAAAUCACGUUACGCCACGCGACGAACUUUUGCCUAGGAAAUCGAUUGACCUACUUCGUUGCAAUAUAUCAGAACGAUCUGUCCUAAAGUUGAAACUUCCUUUUUCGCUCCGCUCGCAUUAAUUAACGAUCGGUUACGAAAAAUUAACGCGCUUGAUAACAAGUCGGUUUUAACAACACGCUGUACAUACUAUACAUACAUAUGUAUACAUAUACAGAUCAAUCAUUGCCAUUU